UAGUGAGGAUUUAGGGUUUAAGGAUUUUUGAUUGGAGAGAGUGAGGGGGGGAGAGGAAGAGGAUGAAGUCGGUGGUGGGAAUGGUGGUGUCGAACAAGAUGCAGAAGUCGGUGGCGGUGGCGGUGGACAGGCUGUUCCACCACAAGCUCUACAAUCGAUACGUCAAGCGGACCUCCAAGUUCAUGGCUCAUGACGAAAACGACCUCUGCAACAUCGGCGAUCGAGUUAGAUUGGAUCCGUCGAGGCCGUUAAGUAAACGGAAGCAUUGGGUUGUUGCUGAAAUUCUCAAGAAAGCAAGGAUAUAUGUGCCUACAUCAGCAGGGGAUAGCGGUGCUUCGAAUACUGCUGGGAUGAAAGCGUCGGCUUCUUCGACCUCCUAAGUGAAAGUUUGCUUUAUACAUCUGAAAGUGACAGUUUGCUCAAGGCAUCUAAAAGAGUAAGGUGUCUUGGAUUGGGAUAGCAAACUACAACAUUUUGCUUAGAAUAAGGCUGAUAGCUGAAAUUAAAGAUUGUUGUUUGUGUUUGUUCAAAUUUUGUAUGUGUUUUAGAAAGAUGAACCUUUGGUUACUGAAACAUAACUAGAGGAGGGAUUUAUGUCCUGUUUUGUGUUUUAUUUCAUCCAGACAUAUUUGAUAAAUCAUACCUUCUAUCAUUAACAAAAAUCCCAUAUUGAUGAGCUA
Molecule: messenger RNA, 680 nt
Organism: Populus nigra (black poplar)
Lineage: Eukaryota; Viridiplantae; Streptophyta; Magnoliopsida; Malpighiales; Salicaceae
Exons: 3
Coding region: 63-380 (105 amino acids)
Biological process (GO): translation
Cellular component (GO): ribosome
Molecular function (GO): structural constituent of ribosome
Source: RefSeq, a predicted model, not a curated record